Messenger RNA from Onychomys torridus (southern grasshopper mouse), 2476 nucleotides. It is a transcript of the gene Cacfd1, whose product is annotated as calcium channel flower domain containing 1. The transcript has 5 exons. Gene Ontology annotation, cellular component: membrane. Lineage: Eukaryota; Metazoa; Chordata; Mammalia; Rodentia; Cricetidae. Bases 74 to 871 code for a protein of 265 amino acids. The record is from RefSeq and is a predicted model, not a curated record. Gene Ontology annotation, biological process: vesicle-mediated transport.
CGCGCGCGGGUGGACACGUCCCUUUGUGCGCGCCUGGGGCUGCGCGCUUCCUAAAGCGUAGCGUCCCGGCAGCAUGAGCGGCUCGGGGGCAGCCGGAGCGGCCGCCGGCCCUGCCCCGCCGGCUCAGGAUGAGGGCAUGACGUGGUGGUACCGCUGGCUGUGCCGCCUGGCGGGCGUGCUGGGGGCCGUGUCCUGUGCUAUCUCUGGACUCUUCAAUUGUGUCACCAUCCACCCUCUGAAUAUCGCAGCUGGCGUGUGGAUGAUCAUGAACGCCUUCAUCCUCUUGCUGUGUGAGGCACCAUUCUGCUGCCAGUUUGUGGAGUUUGCAAACACAGUGGCUGAGAAGGUGGACCGGCUGCGCUCCUGGCAGAAGGCUGUUUUCUACUGCGGGAUGGCCAUUGUCCCCAUCAUCAUGAGCCUGACCCUGACCACACUGCUGGGCAACGCCAUCGCCUUUGCCACCGGAGUGCUGUAUGGACUCUCUGCCCUGGGCAAAAAGUGCGUCUGCAUCCUAGCCCCAGGGUGGGGCCUCCUCCGCUGCCUCUGCUACCCCAUCUCAAGUGGGAAAGGGGUGAUGCCAUUUCUUAUGCUCGGAUCCAGCAGCAAAGGCAGCAGGCAGAUGAGGAGAGGCUGGCUGAGACUCUGGAGGGAGAGCUGUGAAGUGAGGCAGGGCAUUGCCUACUGUCAGUGGGUUCUGUGUGAAGUCUGGAGAAAGCUGAGUGUCAACUCUGUUAAAUGGCCUGGAAGCGGAGUCCCUGCAAGUCCCCAUGCCUCAAGUCUUCCUGUGCCUACCCUGUUCUCUGGACCUUCUCAGCCUGGAGCUACUGCCCCGCUGGUACUGAAGACCUGGGCCAUAGGAUGGAUAGGAUGAACUCAUUCCUGUCAGCCUGUGGUGCAGAUUCCUGUGCUGGUUGCUCUUCCCAGACCUAAGGGCAGCCACUCCUGAACACACUGGUCCUCACUUGGUUAAGAGGCUUAUCACCCAGGCUCCCGCCACUUCAGGCUUCAUCCUUUUUAGAUCUGAGCUUGCUGGCAGGUGAUGCUCCAGUUCUGCCCCAUGCACUGUCCUCAGCACAGAGGAUGAGUACAGCAUUGUCCUGAGGAGCAGGAGAGACAGCUGGUCCUUUGAGGGUCUUCAGCACUUCCAGGAUUCAGCCUCCUGGCCAGAAGAGUAGCUUUGGCAAUGGCCAGAGGGUUGGGUGGAAGUUGGUGCCUUGGACAAGCUAUUUCAGGACACCUUGCUGUUCCAUCUCCCACGGGCCUUACCCUGACCUCCAGGUUCUGCCUCUCCCCCAGCUCAGGUUUUGGUGCUAGGAAGUGUGUGUGUGUGUGUGUGUGUGUGUGUGUGUGUGUACUGCUAGCCUGCAGUGAGAACUUCUUUGUCAGUGGUUACAGGCUCACUAUUAGUAGGGAUCAACCUCAGGUAUUCCUCCCAACCUGCCUCUGGUAUCCUGUAGCCUUUGACGAACUGGGCAGAGACCAGAGCCACCUCUCACAAAGAGCUGGCCCUGUCUCAGUUACCAGAUCACAAGUAAGCCUGCGUGGCUGGGGUUUGGAGAGUUGCUACCCUGAACCUGGCAUACCCUGGCUGUCUCUCAUCCUUCCUCUGCUCUGCUGCCUUUUCCUACUGUCCUGUGAUAUUGGCACUAGCGGCUAAUUAGAUGGGUCCUUAGCUGUUAGGCACAUGUUUGGUGGCCUGGCUGAGGAUGAUGUGGAAAAUGCUAAGCCCUGCCUCCCUCCUGCACUAGACCUUCAACUGGGCCUGCUCCAUGGGACCCAGUCCCGGAGUUGUUGAGUUUCUAGGGACUCUUUAGGUCAUCAGUGUUUGGGGCCAGGAGUAGUAAGUAUUCUAUUUAGGAUAGAGGCUCUUUGAUCUGUGGGCUCUGGGACAGCAGUAGUUUUCCAGAGAGCCUGGCCAUGCUGAACCCCAGAGUAGCAGAGAUGUCACAGUGUAGCUAGCUUGGUGGAACAUGUAUCUUCAGGAUUCAUCUGAGGCUGUUUUUCUCAAGCAGGAAUGGGCUUCAAGGGCUCUGUGUAUGUAUGUUUGUGUGUGUCGGGGCCUGUGUUCACAGUAAGACCUGUCUACCUCCCAGGAGGAGCUAGGCCCUACCUGCCCUUCUGGUUACUUGUGUAGGCAUGAGAUUCAGAUCACUUCUGCUCCUGGCAGUGGAACUCGCUGGCUACAUCUAUGCUGAGAUUGAACCCCACUAGGGAAACCCAUUUUGUACUGGGCAGGCCUGGGGUGGGGUGUGAAGGUAGAAGCCCUCAGACAAACCAGAGUGGGACAGUCACCUAUAUUCUGAGGUUCCUGGAAGCACAGUGACUGUGGAGCCCUCUGAGCAUGGGCACUGUCUAGCCCAGACUGGGCCCCAUGCUCGCCUGUGUCUGGCUAUCUUCUGUGACUUCCUUUGCCCCCAACCCCUGGUUUGUUUGUUAGUUAGCUUACAUUUGGAGUAAAGCAAGGCUGUAGUUGGUA